AUGAAUAUAUUCGAUCUACUCCAUACCGAAGAGCUCUCCCCGAACGCGCAGAAAUCGCUUGAAGAACUAUCCCCAUCGUUUGUCGAGAGCCUCUCCUUUGAACAGGCUCAGAUCAUCUUCAAGGCUACAUCCUGGUUCGACAAGCAGUUCAAUGGAACUAAAACUCCUCGGGAGUUUCAGCUACAGUCUACUGUAGCUACUCUAUCUGGCCAGAACGUUGUUGUCCGCGCUGGAACAGGGUAUGGCAAGACAAUGGCUAUGAUACUCCCUCUGCUUCUAGGCGACCAGUCCAAGAUAGCGAUCACUAUCUCACCGCUCAAACUGCUUCAAAAAAAUCAUGUUCACGAAUUUGAGCAAUAUGGGAUCAAGACCAUUCAAAUCAACGAGGACACACCAGAUGAUAAAAACCUAUGGAAGGAUAUUGCCCAGGGAGUGUACAAAAAUAUCCUUGUCGCCCCCGAGCAAUUCUUUCGAAACAACGGACACCUACCACGCCUCGCCUUCAUCAUGCUCACGUCGCGAGCUUUCGUGAAGAGCAUCGGCGUUCUUAACUGUGACGAAGCCCACAUGAUCCAGAUGGCCGGUCUACCUCGUUGGAGUGAAAGCCGAGCGCAGCCAGACGAGCGCGAAGGAUCUGCUUCUCAGCGAGCUUUGCAUUCGUACGCUUGA
Molecule: messenger RNA, 669 nt
Organism: Coniophora puteana RWD-64-598 SS2
Lineage: Eukaryota; Fungi; Basidiomycota; Agaricomycetes; Boletales; Coniophoraceae
Exons: 3
Coding region: 1-669 (222 amino acids)
Biological process (GO): double-strand break repair via homologous recombination
Cellular component (GO): cytoplasm; chromosome
Molecular function (GO): 3'-5' DNA helicase activity; nucleic acid binding; ATP binding
Source: RefSeq, a predicted model, not a curated record